GUCUAUAUAAGUAAGCACGUUGACGCCUUCAAAUCAAUUCGUAAUGAAAACAGAGAAAAAAAUGAAGUUCUUAUUCGUUGUGUUGAAUGUUGUCGGGCUAAGUCUUGCUGCUUUAGACAUUGCAGAGCAUUUGCGAGCACCGCUAAAACAAAUGCGUAAGGGAUGUGUAGAGCAAACGGGUGUAGAUGAGAAAUAUAUAGAUGAAAGUAAAAAUGGCAAUCUUCCUGAUAUUCCCGAGCUAAGAUGUUACGUGCUGUGUCUUAUGGAGCAUUCGGGUAUAAUAGACGAUGCCGGAGUAGUGGAUUUCUCUAAAAUCUACCAUCUUUUCACACCUAGUAUGAAGGAGACAUUCCAAGAUGCAACCAACGAUUGCGGAACCAUUCAUGGUGAUACUAGAUGUGAUACAGCGUAUCUAACUUUUAAAUGCUUCGUUACAAAGUACCCAAAGGAUGCAGAAUUGCCGUAGUCUCAUCAGCGGGGGUUCAACAGUACUAUGCAUAAUUUUGCUAUCAUCACGUAUGGAUUUAAGUGUGUUAUUUUUAUCGAAUGAAUAUUGCGGAUGUACACAUUUUAAAUUGGCUAUUACUUAAUAAAUCACCACAUAUACCUCUAACCAACGUAAAAUCCAUUAAAUAUGGUGGAUUUUCUGUAUAAGAAAUAAAAUUGGUAAAUCAACGAAUAUUCUGCCCGGGAAUUUGCACAAUUCAAUCAUUUUUCAGGAUAUUAAAUUAAUAAUGAACGCGAAAAUAAAUAUAAAAACUUUUGUGGUUUUUGUUCUUACACAAAUGAAAUCUGCUUAGAAUAUGCUGCUUAUAAAAUCUUUUAUUUGGAUAUUAUCAUCAUUUCUUGUUACUAUGGAUCGUUUGUUAUCUAAUCAUUUAGUGCAAUAUCUAAACGAACUUGACUACUGAAUUCGGCUUAUUUGUCUAAUUUUAU
Messenger RNA from Sitodiplosis mosellana (orange wheat blossom midge), 936 nucleotides. Its product is annotated as general odorant-binding protein 69a-like. Gene Ontology annotation, molecular function: odorant binding. Bases 44 to 466 code for a protein of 140 amino acids. The transcript is spliced from 4 exons. Gene Ontology annotation, biological process: sensory perception of smell. Lineage: Eukaryota; Metazoa; Arthropoda; Insecta; Diptera; Cecidomyiidae. The record is from RefSeq and is a predicted model, not a curated record.